ACAAGGUUUAGAGUUUAGACAUCUUUGGAGGAAUAUUAUUAUCAGAACCACUAAUAAUAAUAUUAAGUCUUGAUUCUUUCUUUCCAUUUAGUAUUGCCUUGAUCUCUUUAAUUUAGAAUCUCUGUUUUUUUUUUGUUUUUUUUUCUGCACCUAUGAAGAAGCAGCUUUACGCAUUAGAUGAUCAAGCAGUACUUCCUAUCAACAAUAAGAAUCAGUAUUAUGAUCAUCAGAAAAGCAAUCCUAAAUUUGCUGUUCUCCGUGGAGCUGUGACUGUCUUAACUAUACUAACACUAAUCCCACUUCUCUAUUAUCCUUUACUUUCCUAUCAUUCUAAUCUUCUAUUAUCAAAUCCUUCUUCUUCUUCCUCCUCAUCAUCAUCUUUCUCUAAUUUGAUUAAUUCUUCAUCUUCGCCUGAUUUGUUGUUAACUACUUCAACUUCUUCUCCAUCUUCUUCAAUUCAAGAUGAUGCGGUCCAAAAUUCAGUCAGCAAUGUGGGAUCAAAUGAUAAGUGCGACCUUUUUGCAGGGAAAUGGGUUUGGGAACCAGAGAGUGCACCAUAUUAUACAAAUACGACAUGUACAGCAAUACACGAACAUCAAAAUUGCAUGAAAUAUGGGAAACCGGAUUUAGAUUUCACUAAGUGGAGAUGGAGGCCAGAUGAAUGUGUACUUCCACUUUUCGAUCCUGAAAAGUUUUUGGAGAUUGUCAGAGGUAAAUCUCUGGGUUUUGUUGGAGAUUCUAUUGCCAGAAAUCAAAUGCAGUCCUUGAUAUGUCUUAUCUCCAAGGUUGAUUAUCCAGUGGAAGUUUCCGACGCAUCAAAACUUCAAACAAAAACCUGGUUCUAUUCAAAUUACAACUUCACUCUAUCAAUCUUUUGGUCACCGUAUCUGGUGAAAACCAAAGAAGCCACUCCCAACAGUGGUAGAUUUAAUCUCUACCUAGACGAAGUUGAUCCCGAGUGGAUUACACAUGCUCAUAAUUAUGAUUACCUGAUCAUCUCAGCUGGACAAUGGUUUUUCCGUCCCUCAAUGUUUUACGAAAACAAUACUGAUCUUGUCGGAUGUCUGUACUGCAAGGAUGAUAUUAACUGCACCCAUUUCGGCGUAACGUAUGGCUAUGGAAGAGCAUUCGAGACGACGUUCAAAGCUAUUAACAACUUAGCAGAUUUUAAAGGUAUAACAUUUUUAAGAACGAUUUCUCCUUCGCAUUUUGAGAAUGGGUUAUGGGAUGAAGGAGGGAACUGUAUUAGGACAAGACCGUUUAUGCAUAAUGAAACGAGUUUAAAUGGUGAAAAUUUAGACAUGUACACGACACAAAUUGAGGAACUUAAGGUUGCAGAAAGAGAUGCAGUGGAGAAAAACGCUGAUGGUCUGAAGAGAUUUAGAUUGCUUGAUACAAGUAAAGCGAUGUGGCUAAGACCAGAUGGACAUCCCAACAAUCAUUGGCACGGUCCAGAAGACACUAGUGCAUAUAAUGAUUGUGUGCAUUGGUGCUUGCCUGGACCCAUCGACGCAUGGAAUGAUUUUCUGCUUGAGAUUUUGAAGAGAGAAAGUUGAGAAAUCAUUAACUUGUUCAAACAGAGUUCGAUUUCAUUGUAGUGCUUCCAGGCUUAUUGAAUUAAAUUAUUUGGCCUCUCAUUACACAACUUGGAGCAGUGAGCUGAUUGGGUUUUUUGAUUGUUGUUGUAGUAAUGAGGUUCAAACUCUCGGACUUGUGAAGAUUAAAUUUAAAGAUUUAAUAAAAUUAUAUACAAAAAUAUUAACAAAG
Messenger RNA from Papaver somniferum (opium poppy), 1767 nucleotides. RefSeq names its product protein trichome birefringence-like 19. The transcript is spliced from 2 exons. The coding region runs from base 153 to 1556 and encodes 467 amino acids. Gene Ontology annotation, cellular component: Golgi apparatus. Lineage: Eukaryota; Viridiplantae; Streptophyta; Magnoliopsida; Ranunculales; Papaveraceae. The record is from RefSeq and is a predicted model, not a curated record. Gene Ontology annotation, molecular function: O-acetyltransferase activity.